This is a messenger RNA of Sapajus apella (tufted capuchin), 1351 nucleotides long. RefSeq names its product dickkopf like acrosomal protein 1 (gene DKKL1). NCBI's taxonomy places the organism in Eukaryota, Metazoa, Chordata, Mammalia, Primates, Cebidae. Gene Ontology annotation, biological process: negative regulation of canonical Wnt signaling pathway. The transcript has 5 exons. The record is from RefSeq and is a predicted model, not a curated record. Bases 563 to 1267 code for a protein of 234 amino acids. Gene Ontology annotation, molecular function: co-receptor binding; receptor antagonist activity.
CUCCAGCAGGAGGAGCCUAGGACUGGCACUCCGGUGCCAAGGGCAAGAUCUGGAGAGCAGGGGCGUGGCCCACGUGCAGGGGCGUGGCGUUAAGCCAAGGGGCGUGGCCACCUGCGAUUGGGCGGAACUCCGAAAAGAGGGCCGCAAUCAGAAAACGCAGACAGGACUGGGCCCCCAGGGCUCCGGUCAACCGACAGGGGCGUGGUCUGAUUGUGUGGGCGUGGCCAGGCACUGAACUCGCCGCUCUUGCUUAAGAGGUGUGGUGAACGAAGAAUGGGGGGUGGCUCUGUCACCAAGGGCGAGGUCAUGAAGAAGAGGCUGAGGCUCCAGGGUGAGACCAGCAAGUUUGAGGCGUGGUCAAACAAUAGGGGCGUGGCUAGCGCUCGUAGAGAGCAACCAACGCUCGAGACCAGACCUGGGCUCGAGACUAGAACUGUUUGGCUUUAACAGUCCGUGGGCGGCCGGAGUUCGGGAGUCCAGUGAACGGGCUGUGGUCUAGCAUAAAGGCGGAACCCAGAAGAAGGGGCGGGGCGUGGUAGAAGCCUCCCCGCCUCCCCCCGCAAUGCGGUACCCACUGGUCCUGCUGCUGCUCCUCUCUGCCCUGGUGACCCCCUCCACUGCAGCACCUAUCCACGAUGCUGAUGCCCAAGAGAGCUCCUUUGGUCUUACAGGCCUCCAAAGCCUGCUCCAAGGCUUUAGCCGACUUUUCCUGAAACCACAGGAUGACCUGCUUCGGGGCAUGGACAGCUUCUUCUCUGCCCCCAUGGACUUCUGGGCCCUCCCUAGGAACUACCACCAAGAGGAGAACAAGGAGCACCAGCUGGGAAACAACACCAUCUCCAGCCACCUCCAGAUAGACAAGGUGACAGACAACAAGACAGGAGAGGUGCUGAUCUCUGAGAAGGUGGUGGCAUCCAUCCAGCCAGCAGAGGGGAACUUCAAGGGUGACUGGAAGGUACCCAGGAUGGAGGAGAAGGAGGCCCUGGUGCCCAUCCGGAAGGCCAUGAACAGCUUCCAUGCAGAACUCCAUCCCCGGGUGGCCUUCUGGAUCAUGAAGCUGCCACAGCGGAGGUCCCACCAGGAUGUCCCGGAGGGUGGCCACUGGCUUAGCGAGAAGCGACACCGCCUACAGGCCAUCCGCGAUGGGCUCCGUGAGGGGACCCGUGAAGAUGUCUUAAAAGAGGGGACCCAGGGCUUCUCCCACUCCAGACUGUUCCCCCGAAAGACCCACUUAUUGUACAUCUUUAGGCCCUACCGGCAGCUGUAGGGCCCCAGGGAGCACCUCCCUGUAGCCCCCAUCAGACCCCACCCCAAGCACCAUAUGGAAAUAAAAGUUCUUAUUUACAUCUAA